Kalmanozyma brasiliensis GHG001 is the source of this 1020-nucleotide messenger RNA. RefSeq names its product NADH:ubiquinone oxidoreductase intermediate-associated protein 30. Bases 1 to 1020 code for a protein of 339 amino acids. Lineage: Eukaryota; Fungi; Basidiomycota; Ustilaginomycetes; Ustilaginales. The record is from RefSeq and is a predicted model, not a curated record. Gene Ontology annotation, cellular component: mitochondrion. The transcript has 3 exons. Gene Ontology annotation, biological process: mitochondrial electron transport, NADH to ubiquinone; mitochondrial respiratory chain complex I assembly.
AUGUCACUUCUCAAAACUUUCGGCCAAGCGCUGCAGCGCUCGGUCGAAGUAGCUCGAGACGAGACCGCCAAGAUGAUGCGCAUGGAGAUCUCGCCGACGUCAAAGAACCAAGGCGCACUUCUCAUCUACGCCUUGACCCAGCCUGCGCAUCUCUCCAACUUCGCAACCGGAUCCGACUCGGACAUUGGUGGACUAUCGCAAUGUCGACUUGGCCUUGACGAGUCGUCGCGUGGCCGCUUCUACGGCACGCUGUCGUCGCAAGUGCCGAGGGGAGGAAAGAUCGAGAAGAGUGGAUACGCAGGCUUCCGCAACCGUAACCGACCCACGCUCUUUGGGAAUCAGUGCUGGGACACGACGGUACACCCCUACCUGGCUCUGCGAGUGAGGAACAAGCUCGCUAGGAAGCCGGUAGCGAGCGCAGAGAAGAGCGACAAGGCGGGAGGGCAGACGGGAAGUGGAUUGCGGGCGGCUCUUCAUGCAAGCGAUCCUUCCGGUCCGGCUGCAAGUCGCGCCAUCCACGCGCUUGGGCUGGGCAGGAAGGAGCUACCCGGACCCAAAUUCUUUGUCAACGUCCAGACCGACGGACCUGUCACCAGUGACUUGUUUCAGCACCGACUCUAUCUCGACGAAAACAAGGGCUCAGAAUGGCAAACUGUAGUGAUUCCAUUCGACGACUUUGUGCUCACCAACACGGGCCAAGUGGCCAACUCGCAAGUCUCGAUGAUGCGCGAAAAGAUCCGCACGGUCGGUAUUUCAGCCGUGCUCGAUGUGCCAGUUCCCCCGUCCGCAUCCAAGCCGCCUACCAAGGAUGCGCCACCGUCUGCACUCUCUCGCGGCUCGCGCUCGUCAGAGGCAGAAGAGGACGACUGGGCCGUCGAUGGCGAUCUUCGAGGUGAUAGCGACGAGAGCGAGGCGGUACGAGGAAGCAAGAGGGGAGCGACGUUCAAUUUUGACUUGGGACUGGAAAGCGUCUAUGCGGUGGGCGAGCUGGAGGAAUUGGAGGGCGCGUUCCAGCAGUAG